Camellia sinensis is the source of this 2982-nucleotide messenger RNA. Its product is annotated as cysteine-rich receptor-like protein kinase 42. NCBI's taxonomy places the organism in Eukaryota, Viridiplantae, Streptophyta, Magnoliopsida, Ericales, Theaceae. Gene Ontology annotation, molecular function: protein kinase activity; ATP binding. Gene Ontology annotation, biological process: protein phosphorylation. The record is from RefSeq and is a predicted model, not a curated record.
GGAUUCAUGGCAUUGGCAUGCUGUCUUCGCUGUUUGUAUUAUUAUUUGACAAUUGAUGUCUAAAUAAAGCAACAGAAUAGCCCCAAAUCCACUGCAUUCAUCUUCCUUCCUUCCUUCCUUCCUUCCUUCCUCUUUCUCGUUCUCUCUCUUACAAUUCAAUAAACAGAACCGACAAAAUCAAACCCACAAUUUGUGAUACCAUGCAUGCCAGAAAAGAACUUUCACACCCCUCCCAUGUCCCAUACCCUAUAACUUCCCCAUAGCCAGCAACCCUCCCUCCCUCACUCUCCAAUCCCCCAAGAGAGAGGGAGAGAGGAGAGAGGAGAGAGAUUGUUUGAUUUUGAUUUUGAUUUUGAGCUCAAUCUCAUUGUUUUUUUAAUUUAUUUAUGAGACAUUGUUGAAACAGAGCACAGGACACGGUGGUCAAUCAUAUGCUCUGUUUUUUUAUUGGGUUAUGAAACAGAGCACACCUCAUCCCAACCCAAUUGGAUUCAAUGCGUUUCUCGUUCCCAAUAAUCCUUGAAUAUCUGAAAUGGGUCUUCCUCUUUUUCUCCAUUUUCUUCUUCUCUCCCUCCCUUUCCGACCCACGAACCUCCAUAGCCAAUCUCAUGUGUCAAACCACCAAUCUAACAGCUAACGGCAUUUUCUUCACAAAUUUCGUCAGUGUUAUGGAACAUCUCUCCCAACUCAUCACCAAACAACAAUGGGGGUACUAUUCAAUCCAAUCUCCUCCUCCAUCACCCCCUAUUUUCGGAUUUGCUCAAUGUCACAAAGAUCUCUCCGAAACCGAUUGCCAACUCUGUUUCGCUGAGGCUAGAACAAAGCUCCCUCGUUGCCUUCCUGCUGCUCGAGGCCGAAUCUACUUAGAGGGUUGUUUCGUUCGAUACGAUGACUACAAUUUCUUUGAAGAGAAUGUCAAUCAAAAGGAUGAUUUGGUGAAGUGUAGUCCCAUCACAAAACUUCUGAGCGAUCAGGAUAUACAGUUGGAGUUUGCAGAGAGGGUGAAGGAAGCUGUGAGGAAUGUUACGGAGACAGCCAUGUCGACGAGCAGGGGAGGGAUGGGGGAGGCUGAGGUGAAGGGUGGGAUGCCGGGUGCUUACGCGUUGGGGCAGUGUUGGAACACUUUGAAUUCCACAGGGUGUCAGGUUUGCUUGGAAGAUGCUUGGAAAGAUGUCAAGAAGUGUUUGCCUGGUGCUGAAGGGAGAGCUUUGAAUGCUGGUUGUUAUUUGAGGUACUCUUCUCAGAAAUUCUUUGGUAAUUGGGAAGAAGAGAAGAAUGGUUUUAAUGGGACGUCCAGUGCGUGGAUUUUCGGAGUAGCUGUAUUAGGAUGUGCCUCUCUUGUCCUAGCUCUUUUUGGUGCUUAUAUUGGCUAUGGCAGAUUGUCAAAGAGGAGAAAAGAGCGCAAGAAACUUGCUGGGGUUCCAUCCGCUGUAAACAAGUCGAACUUGAAUUUCAAGUAUGAAGUGCUCGAGCAAGCAACUGAUUAUUUCAGUGCUUCAAAUAAACUAGGCCAAGGAGGCUCUAGUUCUGUAUUCAAAGGGACUUUCCCUGAUGGGAGGAUUGUUGCUGUGAAAAGGCUGUUCUUUAAUUCAAGACAAUGGGUCGAUGACUUUUUCAAUGAGGUGAAUUUGAUCAGUGGAAUUCAACACAAGAACCUUGUAAGACUUCUGGGUUGUAGCAUUGAAGGUCCAGACUGCCUUCUUGUUUAUGAAUUUGUACCCAACAAAAGCCUUGAUCAAAUCCUCUUUGAUAAGAACAAGACUCAAAUUCUAAGCUGGAGGCAGAGGUUCAACAUCAUAUUGGGAAUAGCAGAGGGGCUUGCAUUUCUCCAUGAAGGUUCUAAAGUGAAAAUUAUCCACAGAGACAUCAAAAGCAGCAACAUCCUCCUUGACGAUAAUCUUACUCCAAAGAUAGCUGAUUUUGGGCUUGUUCGAUGUGCUUCUGCUGAUAAAUCCCAUCUUAGUACUGGAAUUGCAGGCACACUGGGGUAUAUGGCUCCUGAAUAUCUUCUUCGAGGACAACUAACAGAGAAAGCAGAUGUUUAUGCUUUUGGGGUGCUGGCUCUUGAGAUUGCAUGUGGUAAAAAAAACAAUACUUUUACACAUGAUUCUGCGUCAGUUCUACAAAAUGUUUGGAGGCAUUACAAGGAUGGUACUAUCACCGAAGUUUUUAAAUCCAGCUUUAAUGGUGAUGAUUUCCAAAACAAAGAAACAUCGAAUGUGCUUCAAAUUGGGCUUCUAUGCACGCAAACUUCGGCUACAUUAAGACCAUCCAUGUCUGAAGUAGUUAAGAUGUUAAUGAUUAAAGGAAGUGCGAUACCUUCACCGAAACAACCUCCAUUCCUCAAUGCCAGUGUGCUAGCCCCGACUGACUCUACCAUGUCUUCUGCUAUGAAUACUGAUAAUACAGAUUGGCACACAACAAUUGAUGUCUUGCCUGCUAACUCCACCACCGAGCCUGCCUCCAUGGCUAGUCCAGAAUCAGAUGAGGCUUCAAUGAUUAAAAAGUGCGAGCCAAGGUAGAUUCUACUUGAGUUCUCUGCAAAAGUUGAGAAACACAUCACUUGUGAACUUGAGAUUAGUGUGUGUAAAGAGAUUUAAAUCCAGGUUUCUAGGAGAUGAUGGAUGGUUCAUAUACCAGGACAGAAAGAGAGGCUCUCUUGCUGGAGGGGGCUAAUGGGUGAGAAUUUUAGUUAGAUUUUUUUUUUUUUUCUUUCAUUUUUUUUUUUUUUUUUUUUUUCAAAGUAUGGAGAGGGGGAAAAGAUUAAUUUAUCAUUCUUCAACCCCACCUCCAGCCUUUUAUCUUCUAGUUGGUAAGUAGUCUUGUUUAUUUCUUUAUAAUACCUAUAGUGAUAUACACAAAAGAAAAAGAAAAGAAAAGCAAAAAAAAAGGAACUUGUAUAUAAUGAUAGAUGGUGUGCUUUUGGUCCCAUUCUUCAUAUUUGGUUAUUGUUAUAGAUCCUAGAAACUCAUUAACAUGUGA